Molecule: messenger RNA, 6272 nt
Organism: Fukomys damarensis (Damara mole-rat)
Lineage: Eukaryota; Metazoa; Chordata; Mammalia; Rodentia; Bathyergidae
Gene: Snx29
Product: sorting nexin 29
Exons: 21
Coding region: 1-2460 (819 amino acids)
Molecular function (GO): phosphatidylinositol binding
Source: RefSeq, a predicted model, not a curated record
AUGAUCAAACUUCAUUGGUCACAGAACAAUGACAAAAGGCAAUUUCUUCUGGAGCGACUGCUGGAUGCAGUAAAACAGUGCCAGAUCCGCUUUGGAGGGAGAAAGGAGAUCGCCUCGGAUUCUGACAGCAGGGUAACCUGUCUGUGUGCCCAGUUUGAAGCCGUCCUGCAGCAUGGCUUGAAGAGGAGUCGAGGAUUAGCACUCACAGCAGCGGCCAUCAAACAGGCAGCGGGCUUCGCCAGCAAAACCGAGACAGAGCCCGUGUUCUGGUACUAUGUGAAGGAGGUCCUCAACAAGCACGAGCUGCAGCGCUUCUACUCCCUGCGCCACAUCGCCUCGGACGUGGGCCGGGGCCGGGCCUGGCUGCGCUGCGCCCUCAACGAGCACUCCCUGGAGCGCUACCUGCACAUGCUCCUCGCCGACCACAGCAGGCUCAGCACUUUUUAUGAAGACUGGUCUUUUGUGAUGGAUGAAGAAAGGUCUAGCAUGCUUCCUACCAUGGCAGCUGGUCUGAACUCCAUACUUUUUGCCAUUAACAUUGACAACAAGGAUUUGAAUGGGCAGAGUAAGUUUGCUCCCACUGUCUCCGACCUCUUAAAGGAGUCAACGCAGAAUGUGACCUCCUUGCUGAAGGAAUCAACGCAAGGAGUGAGCAGUCUUCUCAGGGAGAUCACGGCCUCCUCCGCUGUCUCCAUCCUCAUCAAACCUGAGCAGGAGACCGACCCCCUGCCUGUCAUGUCUAAGAACGUCAGUGCUGAUGCCAAAGGUAAAAAGGAGAGGAAGAAGAAAAAGAAAGUGACCAACAUUAUCUCAUUUGAUGAUGAGGAAGAUGAGCAGAACUCUGGGGACGUUUUUAAAAAGAUACCUGGGGCUGGGGAGAGCUCCGAGGAAAACUCAGACCGCUCCUCGGUCAACAUCGUGCCAACCUUCGAAGGCCCCUUUGGGCCAAAUUCCAACGGAAGCCAGAGCAGCAGCUCCUGGAAAAUCGAUUCUUUGUCUUUGAAUGGGGAGUUUGGGUACCCAAAACUUGAUGUGAAAAGCAUCGAUGAUGAAGACGUAGAUGAAAAUGAGGACGAUGUGUAUGGGAGCUCCCUGGGAGGGAAGCACGUAGGCCCCUCAGGGUCACCGGAGAAGCCACUGGAUGGGGAAGCCUGCCUCUCCCAGGUCCACGGCUGGGCUCCGCUGCAGGUGCUACACGGUGACAAUGAUGUCCUCUUUCCUGUCAGUGGAGUGGGGUCCUGUGGGUCCACAGGUGUGGCCCUGGGUAGCCUGGAGAAUGGGACGGGACUGAACGACCACGUUCUGGCAGGGCCUGGCCUUCGGUACAGUGUGGAAGCCAGUUCUCCAGGACAAGGAAGUCCUCUAACCAACCUGUUACCUUCUGCCUCAGUGCCAGAGUCAAUGACAAUCAGUGAACUGAGACAAGCCAUUGUGGCCAUGAUGAACAGGAAAGACGAGUUGGAAGAAGAGAACAGGUCGCUGCGGAACCUGCUUGAUGGCGAGAUGGAGCACUCAGCUGUGCUGCGACAAGAGGUGGACACGUUGAAAAGGAAGGUGGCCGAGCAGGAAGAGCGGCACACCAUGAAGGUCCAGGCAUUGGCAAGAGAAAACGAGGUGCUUAAGGUCCAGCUGAAGAAAUAUGUAGGAGCUGUCCAGAUGCUGAAAAGAGAAGGUCAAACAGCUGAAGCUCUGCCAAAUCUUUGGAAUGUUGAUGGAGAAGUCACUGUUCCUGAACAGAAGCCAGGAGAAGUUGCUGAAGAGCUAGCAAGCUCCUAUGAAAGGAAGCUCAUCGAGGUGGCCGAGAUGCACGGGGAGCUCAUUGAGUUCAAUGAACGCCUGCACCGGGCCUUGGUGGCCAAGGAGGCUCUCGUAUCCCAGAUGCGUCAGGAGCUCAUCGACCUCCGGGGGCCGGUGCCCGGAGAUUUGAGUCAGACGUCUGAAGACCAGAGUUUGUCAGAUUUUGAAAUAUCAAACCGGGCACUGAUCAAUGUCUGGAUCCCGUCAGUGUUUCUCCGAGGCAAAGCGGCAAACGCAUUCCACGUGUAUCAGAUUUAUAUCCGGAUAAAAGAUGACGAGUGGAACGUGUAUCGGCGGUACACAGAGUUCCGGGGUUUGCACCACAAGCUGCAAAACAAGUACCCUCAAGUGCGGGCCUACAACUUCCCACCCAAAAAGGCUAUUGGGAAUAAGGACGCCAAAUUCGUGGAGGAACGGAGAAAGCAGCUCCAGAGUUACCUGCGCAGUGUCGUGAACAAGGUCAUCCAGAUGGUGCCCGCGUUCGCCGCCAGCCCCAAGAAGGAGACUCUGGUGCAGCUGGUGCCCUUCUUCGUUGACAUCACCCCUCCUGGAGAGUCUCUGAACAAGAACAGCCAGCCCAGAGUGGCUUCCCGCUUCCCCAAGCUGUCCCGCGGUCCCCCAAGGGAGACACGCAACGUGGAGCCCCAGAGCGGUGACCUCUGACCUCAGCAGAAUCCUGCACCCUGGCUGCUCUGUCGGCCUGGCCUUGGUGUGAUGACCACGUCCGCCUGCUGAACCAGAGAGCACACCUUCCUGCCAGCCACAUGCCACCCCGAUUAAACUGCUUGGUCUCCGAGGUCCAGGUCCCUGUCCAUAGAGCAGGGUGGCUCUUCAUUGCACAGACUGGGACGUGUGCUCACUACUCUCCCACGGCAGCAAAAGCUGUCUGUCCCCUUCCUGCAGCUCUGGGCCAGCGGCAGGGUAGGCCCCAGGACAGACAGGGAACCCGAUGUCGAACAUGGCCCGAAGAUCCCUUCCCAAAUCGCCGUGUGGCUCUUUCCCACAAGGGAAUUAGAAUGACUGUUAGCCUCUUCUGCUCUUCUUUUUAACGUCCGGUAUUUGCCUCUCUCUGACCCAUGGACGGAUGGAGGGACCUUGCUCCUUCCCAUUUCAUGCUGUGCCGAGGUCAGCAGGCACCCAGGAGCAUCCACUGAGGAGGCCCUCCCUGGCACCUCUCUUCCAGCAGCCUUCGGCAACAUCUCUCUGCUUCUUCCCCGCCCUCCUUGCCACUGGUCUCGGGAGGCACUGUCCGUGGAGGAAGCCCCAGCACGGCUUGUCAGGGGCUCAGCAGGCAGGUGGGGACGCUGGCCUCAUGAGCAUCGGUGUCCUUGGCCUCAGGUGCCGGGAGCCUUUGCAGAAGGUUCCGGGGUCCUCGCGUGUUCAGACCCAGCUCCAUCUCUGACAGUGAAGAUUGUCCCCUCAAGUCACAUCCACAUCCACCGUGUAUCACCCGUCUCCAGACAAGCCCCUGGUGGGCAUAGAACCCCAACUCUCCGAGACCGGUCGUUCUGUUCCCCUUGCCUCGCGGCACGAUGUCACAGUCCAGGGACCUGAGCAGGCAGGGAGAAGGGCAAGGACCAACACGCGGCAGCCCACCUUCUCCCCUCGGACCCACCUGAUCAGAUGGUUUCACGGGGCCCAUGCUCUCACCUCCAGAAUCACGAAACCGCUCCUACCCGGUCGAGAGCCUCUUUUACAGCCGAGUGCAGUUGGGAGAAUUUGCAGAAUGGACCAUGAGAGGAAUAGUGUGUGCUCACCUUUGCCUGUGGCAGAUGCAGGUGUUGGGGAAUUCUGUGCCUGAGGUGAUCGUGGAAGCCACCGCGGGUCUGUGCUGGAACUGACAUCUUGGUGAAUCACCUGGAAGAUGGGCACUUCCUGGUCCCAUGGUCACCAGAGGGAAGCUUAUUCGAGCAGUUAGGGAAAAGUUUGGGUCACUGUCCCAUAAUCCCACAGGGAAGCAGAGGCGACACCACAGGCUCCUGAGGCCACCUUGGGCCAGAUGAACCAGUGAGGCUGCUGUCCCUAAUGGCCAGCUGCAGGACAGGGCCCUACCUGAGUGACCUCCAGCUUCAAGAGCAGCAUGCUCCUCUCCAUAUCUGCCCAAAUGGCUGGCGUUUGAGUUUGAGCCCCCAGCACUGGCCGGGCUGCUACGCCUCAUGACUGAGACCAAGUGGCCUGUGGCUCAGGCUGCCCGCCCCUGUGUCUCCUGCUCUGGGGUGGCUGCAAAGUGAGCCGUGGCUGCCACAGGGAAGACUGGCCCAGUGGGGGCCUCAGAACAAGGGCUCUGCGCCGAAGCCACUUGCCCACUCUGUGCCCUCACUAGGAGGGGAACCCACCAUCCCCUGUGUGCCCCUGAGCCCGGGGUCCAGAUCAGCCUUUGGGGCACUGGACCCAAAACCCACCCUCACCCUCUCCAGCCACCCCACUAGGAAACCUCUUGGACAUUGUGCACAUGGAAUUAAAGCAAAAAACAAAAAAACAGCCCAAAGAUACCCAGAGCUACAAUCGACUCCACCUCCUUACUUUGUAAAGCUUAAUUAUUCAUAGAAAACUUGCUCCUGCCAGGCGGAAUGGAGAAGCACGUUCAUUCCCUGGGGCCUUGUGGGAAUGCUCCAGCAGCUUGCAGUCCGGAAACCCUAGCAUCGCCCUCAGGCUGUGGGUUGUCUGUCCCGUCACUAUCUUGCAAGUACUUGGCCUCCGCUCAGUGCACUUGUAACACCUGUGGAACUCGUGACACAGUGGCAGGUUGGGUGCCAUUGCCUGUAAAGAGCGUGCAGUCGAAAGCUGUUUACAUCUGUCUGCUUGCUGCCAGCCCCAGCCAAUACCGGCAGACACAUGCAGAGGGGUCCAGUCAGAGUGAGGAAACGGAACAGACACCCCACCCCGCAGCGAAAGCUGCACAGUGCCACUCUGGGGUUCUUUCCUCACUCCUGAAACCGCUCAGCAGCCUUGUGGCCACUACGUUGUCACUGAGUUCUACACGGGACACUCUGUUCUCCUAAAGACCUGGUCGGGGCAUUCCAAGCCUUGGCCCUGUCCCCCGGUGCCACCUGCCUGUGCCGCUGAGAGACCCCAGCCAGCCUGUGACAGAGGCCAGGCGUACCUCCUCCCAGUCACCCCAACCAGGCUUUCCAGGGCACCCUCUGGCCUCUGAGAAGGAACAGGAUCUUCAGCCCCCAGCACCAGCCCAAGGAAGGCUGUGAGACUGAUAGAAAUGUCCCGGAAGGGGCGACCUUGGGCCUGAGUCCCAGUGGCAGCAACUGUCCUGACUUAGUACGUCGUUCCAGACGGCGCCAGACACAGGCCGCCUCUACCUCUGGAGGCGCUGACCUACGACGCAUGCUGAUUCUGGGGGCAGGCGCCCCCUAACAGACAAGGUCUGUUGUAAGGAACACUUUCCAGAAUGUUGUGCAUUAUGUUAUUAAAACUAAUGUUAAAUAUUUGCUGUUCAGAUUGGCUUCUGUGCUGAUUUUGCACAACUGUAGCACUGUAUAUUUUAUCUAACAUUUCUGUGCCAAAAAGUUCAUUUUACUGUUUCCCUAACACAUGGUCUUGAUUAUGUUUCUGGAAUAAAACUCCAGCUCCUGGAUUGAUAGGAAUAAGGGUUUAGCAGCACGGCCCCUGGCUGUGCGCAUCCUGCACCCCAUAGUUCGGCCCCAUGGUUCACCCCCGUGCUGAAAUGCAGCAGGUCAGCUGUUUGGACCACAAGCCACUGUGUGUCGCCAGCCGGAUUGCGGUCACUUCCGAUGCAUCACGGAGCCUUACUUUUUGUUCUUAAGUCUAACAACCAAGUUCAGUGGACUUCCUUACACCCAGAGUUUUUACAGAAGUCCAAAGGAGAAGGAAAGGGGUGCGGGUUUCCCUGAAGAGGGCCAAGCCACCCUGUGGAUGAAUCCCCGCCGGAAGCUGCCAGGGUCCCCUCUGUCCACGUGUGUCCCUGUGCUGCUGGGGGAGUCACGCUGCAGGUCCCUUCCCCAUCACUGAGGACACAGGUGCCCGCUGCGGGACCCGUGAUGGUGGGUGGCAUGCUUGUCACCAGACUUUGUUGAAAAUUCGAGGAAGGAGCCCAGAGGCAAAGAUUUCCAGGGCCGGGGAAGGAGACCGGUCUUCAGCAUCCUGGAAACAGAGCCUUGGCCUGCAGCAGCCUUGGCCCCUGAGCCCUGGCCUGAGGACGGGAAGCCCUGUGCCUGGUUGGUGUGACCCGACCUCUGGGAGGAGCAAGCCUGUUACAUGUGGGUGCUGCUGGCCAUGCGGGGCAGGAGUCGCUGGGAGGAGCAGGCAGCAGGUAGACAGGACCUGGCCGGCCACUGGUGUAACUGUCCGCGUAGUAUCCUAACCACCCUCUUCUGUUAAGGUUUACAAGAUAGAAUUUUUAAGCAAAUAUGUUUAAUUUUCUAAAAUCUCUUGUAUUAAAAUUUUCUUUUGGAAUAAGCUGUGGUAAUUUUGUUACAAUCUGGUUGAGACAAACCUCUUUA